Messenger RNA from Closterium sp. NIES-65, 2814 nucleotides. NCBI's taxonomy places the organism in Eukaryota, Viridiplantae, Streptophyta, Zygnematophyceae, Desmidiales, Closteriaceae. The record is from the annotation of a GenBank genome assembly.
AUGGCCCGUUACAGGCUUCACGUCCUUCCCCCCUCCCCCCUCCUCUUCCUCAUCGUACUUCUCCUUUCCUCACUCUCACUCUCGCCUAUCAAUUUGCCCCCACUCGCCUCUUCCCCGCUUCUUGUCGCCGCCGCCUUUUCUUCCGCCAAUGACUGCCUCCCCGGCGCCUCCGCCCUGUGCCAGCGCGCCGACGACCCCGCGCUCUGCCUCUCCGCCAUCUGCCGCCAUCACCGCGCAUCUUCCGCAGCUCGCGGCCGCGAUCUGGCGGAACAGUCGAGCGCCCGACGACCGUCGUCGCAAGCGUCGCAAUCGUCGCAUUCGCAGGACCUGCUGACGUCGAUGACGGUGGACGUGGCGCUCGGGGAAGUGAGCUUGCUGCGGGACCGCGCGGAGCAACUGUCGCGGAGCAGCGGCGAGGACCCUCGCAGCGCGAGAGAGAGCCGCGUCGCCAGAGACUGCUUGGAACAGCUCGACCGCGCCGCGGCGUAUCUCCGUCGCGCCUCGGCGUCUCUCAAGAACGGCGCGGAACCCGAGGGCCAGGCGUAUUGGAUCGGCGCGGCGCUCACGCUCACCUCGCACUGCUCCACCAACAUGGCCGCCGCCAGCGCCGCCGUCGCAGAAAACUCCGGGGAUGGCGGAGCGGCGGAGGCGCGCACGCAGGGGGAGGGGGAGGCGGGAGAACACGCAAGUUCCGCGGAGGUAGCGGACGUAAGUUCCUCGGAUGGCACGGGGGGAAUGCACGUGGCGCGCUUCAAGACGCGGGAGGAGGUCAUGCGGAACGCGCGCAGUCGGGACGGCGGACGAGUGGGCGAACGACCGGCAGGCGACACGACCAGUGGCAGCUUGGCAACCACGCAAAUCAUUGGCAGCAACGGCUGGAGCGGCGGCAGCAAGCGGAAGAACAACGACAUAGGCCCAGCCAGCGGCGGAGAGAAGAAAACGACGGGCGCAAAGAGCGGCGGAAAGAAUGGCGCAAAGAGCGGCGGAAAGAAUGGCGCAAAGAGCGGCGGAAAGAAGGGCGCAAAGAAGGGCGCGAAUAGCGCCGCGGCCGAGUGGAACGGCCUGGUGUCGAGAGUGCGACAUCGCGGCGGCAAAAGCGGCGGCGGCGGCAGCAAUCAGCCUCUGGUGGAGCUGGACACGCCCCUUAUCGGGCACGUGCGCAUGGCGGAAGGCGGAACAGAGCCGGCGGCGGGGGGCGCAGCGGAAGGGGUGCUGGCGCACGGUAAAGAGGUGGCGCUGACGGCUAUAGCGCUAGGCGCGCGGGAUGGCGAGCGAAAUUUUGCUGGGGACGGAGAGGGCGACGCGGAAGAGGGCGGAAACGGAGGCGGCGGCAGCGGCGGCGGCGGGGGGGGUGGAGGUGAGGUGGAAAGCCCGUCGAAGCUCAAAGCAGGUCCCACCCUUCGCUACAUCUCAAACGCGCUCGCAAUAGUCACGUCGCUGAGAGACGAGGACGCGGACGGAGCGGAGCGGCCAGGGAACCCCAUGCACGCGCGGCGCAAGGGACUGCAGGUUGACGGGCGGCGGAAACUAUCCCAGCGCCAAGCGCGGAAGGCACAGGAGGCGCGAGAAGCGCGGGAGCUGUAUCGUGCCAUACGUCACACUUAUCCUACCCCCUUUCCCUCCUCCUCCUCCUCCUCUUCCUCCUCGUCUUGGCUCUCAAGCCGCCGGUCCCGCAGGCUGACGUCAUCGGCUGCGGCAAAAUCGGCGGCGCGGCCGACGUGGGUGCGCGAGUCGGAGUACGGGGAGCUGCGGGAGCUGCAGCGCUUCAUGCGCGUCCACUACGCGCGCGCGGAGGAGCUCUUGGCAGGAAACCUAACGGCUCUCUGGGAGGCGAACCGCGGGAGGCGGCUCGCGGCCGUGGGCGCGAAGUUGCCAAAAUUAAAGCCGGAUUUUAUCGUGUCCAAGACCGGGAAACCCGGGCAUUGCAGGACGGUGCAGGAAGCUGCGACGAAGCUCAUCGCGGCGUACAAGCCACCGCCGACGCGCUUCGUGGUGUACAUCAUGAAAGGGACGUACGCGGAAAAGGUCCUGCUGAACAAAAACGGCGUGAUUUUUCUAGGCGAAGGCGCGAAGGACACGGUGAUCACGUACGGCGCGAGCGUGAGCAAGGGGUACACGGCGUUCGACUCGGCGAGCGUGGGAGUGAACGCGGACGGGUUCACCGCCAUGGGCCUCACGGUGGUGAACAACGCGGGGUCCGCGGCGGGGCAGGCCAUCGCGCUGCGCACGGAGGGGGAUAAGUCGGCCUUCUACGAAUGCGUGUUCCUGGGCCAUCAGGACACGCUAGCGCCCGACGUGGGGCGGCAGUACUUCCGCAACUGCACCGUCCGCGGCACGAUCGACUUUGUCUUCGGCGUCGCAGCAGCCGUGUUCGAGGACUGCACGUUCAUAGUGCGGCGCAGCCCUCCGGGAUACUCCAGCACGGUGGCGGCGCAGGGGCGCGUCACGCUCAAAGACCCCUCCGCGUUUGUGUUCCUGCGCGGGAAGGUCGUGGGGGAGAGCGCGGGGCAGUACGGGUACCUGGCGCGGCCCUGGUGGCCCUACUCGCGCACCAUCUUCAUCCAAACUUAUCUCUCGCCGGUGGUGGUCCCAGCAGGCUGGUUGGAGUGGUCAGAUGCCACCACCAAGACCAUCUGGGGCGGCAGGCCCUACUUUGCAGAGUACGACACGACAGGGCCGGGGGCUAAGGGACGGAGAGUGGCGUGGGCGAGACCGGGCAAGCUGAGUGAGAACCAGGCGGAGGGGUUCAUGCCGAGCAAACUGCUGCAGCUGCGGACGUGGGUUGGAGAGACCAAGAUUCCAUACAGCCCGUGA